Molecule: messenger RNA, 726 nt
Organism: Ascochyta rabiei
Lineage: Eukaryota; Fungi; Ascomycota; Dothideomycetes; Pleosporales; Didymellaceae
Exons: 1
Coding region: 1-726 (241 amino acids)
Molecular function (GO): protein binding
Source: RefSeq, a predicted model, not a curated record
AUGACUAUUACAUCAAAAGGCAAGGCUGACCCUGGCAGUGCACAGGCUGCUCGCUUCGCCACCGUCCUCGUUGGUUCGGAUAAGAAAUCUUUUGUCGUUCACCAAGACCUCCUGACAUACCAUUCGCGCUUCUUCAAGGCGGCUUUGACAGGCAACUUCAAGGAGGCUGGAGACAAGACCGUCACCCUGAAAGAAGAAGACCCGCUAAUCUUCGAAUUCUUCGUACACUGGCUGUACCACAAAGGAUUUCCUGCAAAGCAUAACACUUCUGUCGAGCUGCUCAACGAUUGGGAACGUGAGAACGACCAUGGUGGUGCGAAAACGGGCAAUUUGAUCCACCUUUACAUUCUUGGCGAUCAGUACGGUGUACCAGAACUGGGGCUUCUCGCCUUGACCGAGCUUUUCCAGCACAUGGAAGAGAUGGAAACUGGCCUUCCCAACCGCUUGCAGAUUAUCCACGCAUUCAACAGUCUCCCCGAUGGGUCUGCUCUCUUACUCUACCUAAUCGAUUCGCACUGUCAUUAUUCCGGAGGAUAUUUCUGGGACAAUGAGAACGUACACGACUUUCCUUCGGCUUUCCUUAUCGGCAUCUUAAAGCGGUACUCCCAGUAUGCGCAAGGUGGUCGAUCCUCCUCCGAAGAACUCAACUUGUGCGACUACCAUGACCACAAAGAAGACAAGGAGGGGUCAAGCUGUCCAUUUAAGGAGAUCAUAACACUACUCUAG